CGGGGAUCGAGGAUCGCCAAUCUCUAAAAUAAAUGAGAGCGAGAUUAAGAUCGAGAUCGGAAAUAUAUAGAAAAAUUCGAUUCGAUCAAUGCAAACGCCAUCUUUUAAUAAAAUUCAAAACUUUAUUUAUGUAAUUAAAAAGACAAUAGAUAAUGGAAGAAGAAGAACAUGUGGGUGAAGACAUAGAUUUAGUGGAUAGUGACGGCGAGGUAAACCAGAAUAAUGACAGUGAAGCUGUAGUUAGUAACAAUACCGAAGAAGCUGGUGCUAAGGAUAUUAGUUUUCCUUACCUUCCACCAACAUUUUUCCAGUGGAAAUAUGAUGGAAAGGGUAAGGAUGGAAAAUUCAAACUUCGAAAAGUGAAAUGUUUGAUUGAUGGAUGUUCAAAACACAUCUCUGUGUCAGCCACUUCACGUGGCAAUGUGAAGCGUCAAGUUAAGCUUUGUCACCAAGAAAAAUUGAAUGAGUACAUACGCCUCAUUACUGAUCAACCAGGCAAGAAUAAGAAGGAAAAAUCCAUAAUUGCAGUUAAGGAAAGGGUUCAAAUGAAACAGCAGAAGCUGAAAUUUCGUGUUUCAAAAAUUACAACACAACGAGAAUGUGAUAUUUCCAUAAUCAAAUACAUUGUUGAUGAUAUCUUGCCACUGCAUACGACAGAAAAACGUGGAUUUUGGUCUUUCAUGCAAAAAUUAGCGCCUGAAUUUACCAUAAAGAGCAGGUUUUUUUACAAGAAUCUCUUGACCAUGCAAUAUCAAGCCAGGAAAGAAGAACUGAUUGCUGCAUUGAAAAAUGCUACAUGGGUGUGUACCACCACAGACUGCUGGUGUAGCUACCGCAAGAAUUUUAUUGGAAAGACGGUUCACUGGUGCGACAAUAAGCUUCAGCGACACAAGGCAUGCUUGGCAGUGAGAUCGAGGCCACUGUUACCGACGGAGGAUCAAAUUUUAUUAAAGCGUUCCGGCUGUACUCUACUCCAACGCAAACCCAAGUCAUUAGCGAUGACGAAGAAAGUAAAGAUGAUGAAGAUUCUGACAUGAUUCUCCCAACGCAAGACAUUACGGGCGGAACUUGUUUUGAUAUUGGCGACUCAUCGAAAGAGUAUCAUCCAAUUCCCAUGUGGAACAUUUUUGAGCAAGCUGUGUCUUGUAAUACAGAUGGAAACGAUGAUGAGGUUUCCUUGGAUGCCAUGGAAAGUAGCUAUAGUCUUCCAAUACAUCGUCAAUGUGCUGCUCAUCUUUUAAACCUUAUGGCAACCGCUGAUUUGGAGAAGAAGAUCGUAAAUAAGACUUAUAAGAGGCUGCUCCAUAGCACCGACGGAAAAGUCCAAGCGGCAUGUAACAAGCAAGGGUACAGUGCAAAAAAUUCUGACGUUAUCCGAAGCCACAUCGGUAGGCUGUUCGUGACUAAAAACAAAACGAGGUGGAACUCGUAUUUUGAUUGUAUGAAAUGCUUCAGCAAACUAUCGAGAAAGAAUAAUGAGGCUAUGGAAAACCUUUUCAAAGCACUUGGACUUUCAUGGUUUCGGUCGAACGAACAAGAGUUCAUCCACGAAUACGUAAAGGUGAUGGAACCUGUGGCAGAUGCUCUAGAUGUUCUGCAGGGAGAAAUUUCGAUUUCAAUGAGCUAUCUACUUCCGACAUUGACCAUUCUUCGUGAAAAACUGAAUAAUCAUCAAAGAGACACAACAAUGAAACACGCAAACCCACUUGUGUGUUCGCUUCUUGAUUCCCUAAAGGAUCGAUUUGACCACAUGUUCAACAUUCCACAAAUUCGUCUUGCAGCUAUUUGUGACCCCAGUUUUAAAGUGAAAUGGCUCCCGGAAGAGGAACAAGACAGUUACAAGAAACUGCUAAAGAAAGAGUAUGAGAAAUGGGAAAAGAAGACAAUCGAAGAAGAAAAAGAAAACUCCGAGCCAGAAGACGAAUGUAGUGGAGAUAGCGGCAGCACAACAAGCCCACGGAGAAAGAAUUUCUUCUCGUCUCUAUGGAAAAAACCCAGUAAAGCGCAGCCCCAAAACGAAGUUGAUUUGUUCUUCGCCGAGCCUCUUGGCCAUGUUGAACAGCUUUCAAAAUAUCCCAUUCUCCCGAAGAUCUUUCGGAAAUAUAAUGCUGUUCUUCCGUCUUCCGCCUCCGUGGAACGCCUCUUUAGCAAAGCUGGUUUAGUUUUUACUAGCAAACGAACUCGCUUAGCCGACGGAACAUUGGAUAUGCUUGUUUUUCUGAAUGUCAACUCAAAAGAAACAUGUUCCUGGUAGAAUUUUAUCGAGGUAAAAUUGGCUUUCUAAAAUAAAGUCUGAAAUCAA
This is a messenger RNA of Daphnia magna, 2302 nucleotides long. RefSeq names its product zinc finger BED domain-containing protein 4. The record is from RefSeq and is a predicted model, not a curated record. The transcript is spliced from 9 exons. Gene Ontology annotation, molecular function: protein dimerization activity. NCBI's taxonomy places the organism in Eukaryota, Metazoa, Arthropoda, Branchiopoda, Diplostraca, Daphniidae. The coding region runs from base 896 to 2254 and encodes 452 amino acids.